This is a messenger RNA of Alosa sapidissima (American shad), 2483 nucleotides long. Its product is annotated as phospholipid phosphatase 3-like. The transcript has 6 exons. Gene Ontology annotation, molecular function: phosphatidate phosphatase activity. The record is from RefSeq and is a predicted model, not a curated record. Lineage: Eukaryota; Metazoa; Chordata; Actinopteri; Clupeiformes; Clupeidae. Bases 515 to 1435 code for a protein of 306 amino acids. Gene Ontology annotation, biological process: signal transduction; phospholipid dephosphorylation; phospholipid metabolic process.
GACACAGAUGGGGGAAGCCAGUGAACUUGCGUGCGUUUGCAGCGGCGCAGAAACACCAACCAACAGACGCACACAUGCACAGGACAGGAGGGAGGGACGGACAGAGAGACCGAGACAGAGAGAGAAAGAUAGAGAGAAAGAGAGGAUGUGUUAUCUGAGAGGACACGCGGGGGGAGAGAAAAAUGAACCGGACAGAAUUUCGCAAUCCUCGCGCAGUUUUCCUCUCCAAGAAAUUUCAUAUUUGAGGAAUGACAUGCUGUAACGCCCGCUAACACGCCUAGCGUUUUAUGACCAUAUGUCUGGAAGUAUUCUCGUAGUUAUGGUACGGCUGUGGAGAACAACGUUCCGACAAGAGCUGAACAUUUUCUUAGCUGUCACUUCACUAAAGUCGGUUUAGAUAACCUUAGCUAGGUUUAUCGUUUGGCGAGUUUUUAAGCCAAAUUAGUUAAUUCAAAUAACUUAAAUCGGCUAUUGACGUUUUUAAAACUUAUUUUUAAAGUACAAAAGUGGAUAAAUGCAGGAGAAAUUUAGUCCAAGUAUAGGCAGUAUGCAACCAGCUGAUAAUUGCGGCCCCGGGGCACCGGUUGAAGGGAACGUAAUCAAGGACUUAUCUGAAACCCAGUAUGGAGCGCUAUCUAAAAGACGCCUGCUCGUUGGCUUGGACUUACUUUGCUUAUUUGUAGCCUCUAUCCCGUUCUUUGCGUGCGAGCUCAAGGCAGUGCCUCCGUACCGACGGGGCUUCUUCUGUGGCGAUGCCAGUAUCACCUACCCCUACCUGGACGAUGAGGUCAUACCCGACGGACUCCUCGUCGCUGGGGGCAUCAUCAUCACCGGGCUCACGAUCGCUCUGGGUGAGUGUUACCGGGUGCGUUUCCGCGGCGUCCACUCCAAAGCCUUCGUGCAGAACCUGUAUAUCUCCUGCCUCUACAAGGAGCUGGGCAGCUUCAUGUUCGGCUGCUGUGUCAGCCAAUCGCUGACCAACAUAGCCAAGCUGAGCGUGGGCCGCCUGCGACCUCACUUCCUGCAGGCGUGCGGCGUCACCUACGCGUCGCUCAACUGCACGCCGGGGGCCUACAUGACGUCGGUCAGCUGCAGAGACCCUGAGCUGGAGGAGGAGGCCAGGAAGUCAUUUUUCUCAGGCCAUGCUUCCUUUGCCAUGUACACCAUGCUCUACUUAGCUUUCUACCUGCAGGCGCGUCUGUCGUGGCGCGGGGCGCGUCUGCUGCGGCCGCUGCUCCAGUUCCUGCUGGUCAUGCUGGCCGUGUACACCGGACUCAGCCGCGUCUCCGACUACCGCCACCACCCCACCGACGUGCUCACUGGACACCUGCUCGGGGCCCUCACCGCCUACUGGGUGGCUUGUCACAUCUCCACCAUGUUCAAGAACUCCCAGCUGCCUCUGGACAACACACUCUCCAGCCAAACUGUGUGUUAGCAUGGAUAACAACAACAACUUGUCAACACAAGUGUCCUCCGAUGGUCACCGUAACACACACACACACACACACACACACACACACACAAACACACACACACGCACACACACACACACACACACACACACACACACACACACAGACACACACACAUGGGUGACCAUUCGUACGGUUUUCGUCUGGACAGUCCAGCUUUCAAGCCCUUUCACUGGACCUAAGUAGCAUGUGUUCUACAUUGACAUGCUCCUCUACAACGUCUUCAAUAGUAUGAAUACAAUCUCCACUGGGUGACUGUAGCAACAGAGCCAACCACCCCACCCCACCCCACCCCACCCUACCCCGUCUCAUUUUUGGAGAAACGUUUUUGGAGAAACUUUUGAAGUUAUUUGCCCCUUUUGUCCUUGUCUUUUCAACACAAGUGUCCUCUGAUGGUCACCCUAAUACACACGCACACACACACACGCACACACACACACACACGCACACACACACACACGCACACACACACACACACACACUUUCCAUAGACUGCCUUAUCGCAUAAAAUGGAGCCCUGUUCUGCAAAGGCAACAGCAUGUGAGGCCAUUACGUUGACCAGCCAAUAUAUACUGUGUUACACAUUGGUUUUUAAAGCACAAUGACUUCAUCAAGCCUUAGAGAUGAUGAAGUGUACGAAUGUUAUCUUCAGAAUUGUUUUAUUACUCUAAUGGAUAAAUAUAUAUAUAUAUAUAACUCAACUGUUAUUAAUAUUUUUGUUUUAAACUGUGCCUUGAUAAUCAGAGACGAGUCUGUCCGCAUCUACAGUCUUCAUCAUCUGUUCCCCAGGAGUCUUCCUCAUGAGAACUCGACUCAAACUUGUAAAAUGUUCUUGUUUGUUUGUUUGUUUGGUAAGAAUUCCGCCCACCCCCAAAAAGCCACUGCCAGCAACGCAACGGUCGAACGCAGUUCAGGAAUCCAGCGAGUAUUUUUUUUAAGAAUUUAAAGAUGCCAAAACAAGACAGAAGGACAGAACUCUGGACUUUGGAACAUUCUACAGUUAUCUUUUUU